AUGGAUGCUGCCAAACCUAUUUCCUCUCCUAUGGUGGUUCAUCCCAAGCUCACUCGACAUGAUGGUUCUCCUCUUGCUGAUCCUACUGAGUAUCGGAGUAUUGUUGGCACUCUUCAGUAUGUGGCGAUCACCCAUCCGGACAUCUCGUUUGUAGUAAGCAAAGUUUCUCAGUUUCUGCAGGCUCCUACUGAUGAUCACUGGGCAGCUAUGAAACGCAUCUUGCGUUACCUUAAACAUACCAUUAUGCAUGGUCUGAACCUCUCAUGGACAUCCUCUACCUCUCUUACUCUUCAUGCUUUUUUCGAUGCUGACUGGGCAGGGUAUCCAGAUGAUCGCAGAUCCAUCGAAGGCUUUGCUAUCUAUUUAGGCCCUAAUUUAAUUCUUGGAGCUCCCACAAACAAGCAGCAGUUGCAUGUUCCAACACUGAGUCUGAAUUUUGUGCUUGUGCCACAUCCGCCAUUGACAUUCUCACCAAGCCUCUCACCGGUGAUCACUUCCGCUUCUUGA
This is a messenger RNA of Nelumbo nucifera (sacred lotus), 507 nucleotides long. The record is from RefSeq and is a predicted model, not a curated record. NCBI's taxonomy places the organism in Eukaryota, Viridiplantae, Streptophyta, Magnoliopsida, Proteales, Nelumbonaceae.